This is a messenger RNA of Monodelphis domestica (gray short-tailed opossum), 1540 nucleotides long. The record is from RefSeq and is a predicted model, not a curated record. NCBI's taxonomy places the organism in Eukaryota, Metazoa, Chordata, Mammalia, Didelphimorphia, Didelphidae.
CGCUGCGAUCUCAGACCUCGCGAGAGCAGAAGUGCCAGGGAGAGCCGCGAGAGUUGCAGUUCUAGUUGGAACCUGACUGUUUUGAGGACAAAAGGUGGUUGGUGUUUUCGGUGCAGGUACCACGUCCUGCCUACUGGACCUAUUCCUUGGAGACAAUGUCUGGAAGCUUCUACUUUGUAAUUGUAGGACAUCAUGAUAAUCCAGUCUUUGAAAUGGAAUUUUUACCAGCUGGAAAAGUGGAAUCUAAGGAUGAUCAUCGUCAUCUGAACCAGUUUAUAGCUCAUGCAGCUCUUGAUCUAGUAGAUGAGAAUAUGUGGUUAUCUAAUAAUAUGUACCUGAAAACUGUGGACAAAUUCAAUGAGUGGUUUGUUUCUGCUUUUGUUACUGCAGGACAUAUGAGAUUUAUUAUGCUUCAUGAUGUAAGACAAGAAGAUGGAAUAAAGAACUUCUUUAGUGAUGUCUAUGAUUUAUAUAUAAAGUUUGCAAUGAAUCCAUUUUAUGAACCAAAUUCACCCAUUCGAUCAAGUGCAUUUGACAGAAAAGUUCAAUUUCUUGGGAAGAAACACCUUCUAAGCUGAAUAAAGAAAACUUCUUAAAUAUGGAUGUCAUAAUAUGCAUUGUAAGUAGCUAAGAGCCAAUCAAGUCUACUAUGUCUAGGCUCUUUAGGCCUCUGUAAAUUAACCUCCUUUCUAGUUAGAAAGAUAAGGCACCUUUUGUUGUCAUUGUUACCGAUGAUCCAAUCAAAACAACAUGCUUUUGAAAAGUGCCCUGUUUAUAUGGAAUCCCGGAUGAAGUGCCCCAACAAUUCUUUUUGCUUUAAAAAUUGGACUCUAUUUUGACUAGUCUAAUAUUGUACUGUAAGUUUGUAAAUGUUAUAAUGUUGAUUUGGCUGACAUAUCUUAAACUGAAAUAGUACAAUUUACAGUAUACACAUGUAAUCUUUAUUUAUAAAGAAGAAACGGGCUUUUUUGUCAAGUUUUAAAGUAGGUAUUUAUCUGAUAGCAUUGAGUAUUUUAAGUAGUCUGGCAGUAGUACCAAAAAGACAGAACACUUAGAAAAUAGAUAUAAACCUGACUAUAAAUAAAAUGAAGUUGUUACUGAGACCAAACUUUGCAUAAUCUUUUAUCAUUGUUAUUUAUUUGGAAUCUUGAGACUAUGUCACAAUGUUUUCUUUUUCAAUAAUAGCAAGAAUAAUCACAUUUCCUUUUGAUAAGUUUCAUGCUUUUAUAAAGACAUUUCAGUUAUUUGCAUAUUUUAGCUUUCAAGAAUAUCAUGAAUCAAAUUAAAGUUUGGCAGUCUCAUAACCAACAUAUAGGCUCUAACUGGGAAAGUUGUCUGGGGGAGAGGUUGCAUUGAAUGUGUGUGGACUUGAGUGUGUCUUUUUGCAUUGUAGUAUGUGUAGAAUCUUAUUCUGUAAAUUAUGUAUUGUUUAUAAAACUAAUGAUAUGAUCAUAAACAAAUAGUUCAUGGAAAAAAAUACCGAUGUUUAGAAAAAUGUUAUUGAAUUAAGUAUAAUAAAAAAGAAUGCUGUUUUAAUUGA